GCCACCGCCGCCCCGUCGCGCCGCGCCAUGGCCGCCCGCUGCCUCCGCGCUGUCCCGGCGCUGAGCCGCGCCGCCGGGCUGUCCCGCUGCCCGCCCCCCGCCAUCUGCACCGCGCUGGGACCCUCGGGGCAGCGGCGGCACUAUGCCGACAGGCGGAUCAAAGUGGCCAAGCCGGUGGUGGAGAUGGACGGCGAUGAGAUGACGCGCAUCAUCUGGGCCUUCAUCAAGGAGAAGCUGAUCCUGCCCAACGUGGACGUGCAGCUGAAGUAUUUUGACCUGGGGCUGCCGCACCGGGACAAGACGGAUGAUCAGGUCACCAUCGACUCGGCGCUGGCCACCAAGAAGUACAGCGUGGCCGUCAAGUGUGCCACCAUCACGCCCGACGAGGCCAGGGUGGAAGAGUUCAACCUGAAGAAGAUGUGGAAGAGCCCCAACGGGACGAUCCGGAACAUCCUGGGUGGGACGGUGUUCCGGGAGCCCAUCAUCUGCAAGAACAUCCCACGCCUGGUGCCCGGCUGGACGCAGCCCAUCGUCAUCGGUCGGCACGCCCACGGUGACCAGUACAAAGCCACCGACUUCGUGGUGAACAAGUCCGGGACCUUCAAGAUGAUCUUCACGCCGAAGGAUGGCAGUGGGGCGAAGGAGUGGGAGGUGUUCAACUUCCCUGGCGGCGGCGUGGGCAUGGGCAUGUACAACACGGAUGAGUCCAUCUCGGGCUUUGCGCACAGCUGCUUCCAGUACGCCAUCCAGAAGAAGUGGCCGCUCUACAUGAGCACCAAGAACACCAUCCUGAAGGCCUACGACGGGCGCUUCAAGGACAUCUUCCAGGAGAUCUUUGAUAAGCACUACAAGACGGAGUUCGACAAGCUGAAGAUCUGGUACGAGCACCGGCUCAUCGACGACAUGGUGGCACAGGUGCUCAAGUCCUCGGGUGGCUUCGUCUGGGCGUGCAAGAACUACGAUGGGGACGUGCAGUCGGACAUCCUGGCCCAAGGUUUUGGCUCUCUGGGGCUGAUGACCUCGGUGCUGGUGUGCCCCGAUGGGAAGACCAUUGAGGCGGAGGCGGCACACGGCACCGUCACACGGCACUACCGGGAGCACCAGAAGGGGCGGCCCACCAGCACCAACCCCAUCGCCAGCAUCUUCGCCUGGACGCGCGGCCUGGAGCACCGGGGCAGGCUGGACAACAACCCGGAGCUGGUCAAGUUCGCUCAGACGCUGGAGAAGGUCUGCGUUGAGACCGUGGAGAGUGGGACGAUGACGAAGGACCUGGCAGGCUGCAUCCAUGGGCUGGCCAACGUGAAGCUGAACGAGCACUUCGUAAACACCACCGACUUCCUGGAUGCCAUCAGGAACAACCUGGACAAGGCCCUGGGCAAAAAGUAGAGGACCCCCCAGGUGCCGCCCGCCUUUACCUCACUGCUAACACCCCGCGAGCGGCACCUGCAGCUCCUCCACACGGCUCAGGAACGUUCCCUCAUUUUUAUAACCCAUUUUCUUACGUGUGUUUUUAAAGCGUUUCUAGGGGGGGUUGUAGGAAGGGGUGCGGGGGGGCUGUCCUUCACCGUGCUGUAAUUUAUGUAACCUCUGACCUCGUGGUGCCAAAUGGCCAUUAAACACAUCCCGGCCCGUGGUGUGCAGGGGGGUCCAUGCGCUCCUGGCACAGCAGGCAGCAGCAGCUAAAGAA
Molecule: messenger RNA, 1687 nt
Organism: Tympanuchus pallidicinctus (lesser prairie-chicken)
Lineage: Eukaryota; Metazoa; Chordata; Aves; Galliformes; Phasianidae
Gene: IDH2
Product: isocitrate dehydrogenase (NADP(+)) 2
Exons: 11
Coding region: 28-1386 (452 amino acids)
Biological process (GO): isocitrate metabolic process
Cellular component (GO): mitochondrion
Molecular function (GO): NAD binding; isocitrate dehydrogenase (NADP+) activity; magnesium ion binding
Source: RefSeq, a predicted model, not a curated record